UAGAAAAAGAAAACGUUGUUGAUACUGGGUUAUCGAGACGCGGAAUACGCGGGGAAAUCAAAAGCGAAAAGUUGGGGAAAAGUGAAGGAUUUGCAACAAUACAAUCAACAGUAGCCAGCUAUAGAUUAAUUUUCUACGAAAUAUGCUGGGAAAUAGUGACCACGAAGUUUUAGCAGAUGAACCUGUGAACGCUGAAGAUCUUUUUGGAGAAGCUGAUCAACCGCUACUGCCGCCUCUCUCUCCCCUUAACGACUUAGAAGGAGCUGCUUCUGAAGGAAAUAAUGAUAACGAAAACAACGAAAAAACAGAGCCUCAGAAAAAACGAAGACAAAUUAACCGCUUACCAAACUUAAAUGACGAAUGGCUGACCAACCCAAGAAUGGAAGGAAUUUAUAAAGUGAACAAUUAUUUUGAAAGUCUCAAAUACAAAAAAGGAAAAGGCAGAGAGCAGGAAAAUUUAAAAAUAAUAUUACAAAGGUAUGAAUACUGGGCACACCAAUGUUAUCCAAAGUUGUGUUUUUCAGAUUUUGUUCAUAAAGUAGAGCUUCUAAGUGGUAAGAGAAAAAUAAAGCAUGCUUUACAAGAAAUUCGUAAUAAUUUGACGGAAAACAACAACAACAACGGGGGCGAUGAUGAAGACAGUACCAACAACAUGGAAAAUGACAACAUUGACCCUUUCGCUGGUGAUAGUAACAGCACAGGUAACAAUAUUUUGAAAGAAAACAAUGAAGAAGUUGAUGCAGGUGUGACUGCACAAAAUGUUCUGCAUGCACAACCUCCAGAGCAGCAAGUGAGUCCCAAAAUUUCCGAGGAAAUGAGGGAAAUGAUAAGAAGAAAAAGAGAGGAAGCUAUUGCAAAGCGUAAACGUAAGUUGGAGGAAUCAAUGACUGAUGAAACACAUAAUAUCAAUGAAAUUGAGGAAACCACAACAACUUAAGAUGCUUAAGCCUAAACAUCAUCAUGAUAAUACAUCAAGGAAAUAACUUUUUUUAUAUCUAGCUACUAUAUAUAUAUAUAGCUACAUACAGAACUAAAUAAAAUGUUAUUAACUAUAUAUAUCUACAAUCUGUUUUUGCUUUUUUAAUGGACCUGUUACUAAGGGGUCUAUUUGUUAGAAUAAAAUGCAUACCUAAAUUCAAUAAUGGAA
This is a messenger RNA of Hydractinia symbiolongicarpus, 1147 nucleotides long. Its product is annotated as TIMELESS-interacting protein-like. The record is from RefSeq and is a predicted model, not a curated record. Gene Ontology annotation, molecular function: DNA binding. NCBI's taxonomy places the organism in Eukaryota, Metazoa, Cnidaria, Hydrozoa, Anthoathecata, Hydractiniidae. Gene Ontology annotation, biological process: DNA replication checkpoint signaling; DNA damage response; replication fork arrest. The transcript has a single exon. Gene Ontology annotation, cellular component: nucleus; replication fork protection complex. Bases 143 to 937 code for a protein of 264 amino acids.